GUUCAGCUUGUGAAACGAUGCACAAUCAGACCAUGGACGUUUUUCUUGGCAAACAGUUAAAAGCAACAACAUGAAUUGAUAUGAAAUGAUAUCUUUCUGUGUAUGCUUUUAUCAGUAGUUUGUGAUACAGUUGCUCCGGACUUUGAAAAAUACACGUGCACAAAAGGUUGGUGAGUUGUGGUUGAAAGCUGCCGACAUCCGUGACUAUUGUGCCAUGAUGUCACUCUACACCUUAGGAUAUUGGUGAAAGCUUGCGCUGUGUUUGUUACCCACUGAAGCGCAUUCAGUUUUUGUACUGUCAGUUUUCACAUGGACAGGCAAAGUGGAUGUGAUGUCCUUGCAGUGUUUGGAAAAAUGUGGUGUAUAUUUCCCUCAAGUGUGAAGGAAAACCAUGGAGGAAUAAGAAAUGCAGGCACCGUCGAAAUGUUGACUCUACAGGUACACCUACAUCAUCAAGGAUAUUUGCUUGGAGUUUUUAUGGACCGUCUGUCUCAUUGUGUUCUGAUCAUGAUCUAGAAGGAAGCUUGGAAGUUGGAUGUUACAUUUGACAGCGUUCUUGUGUUCAGAUUGAACCCAUAAAUGUGAUGAAAGUGGGAUUGGCAUUAACUCGAACAAAACCUUUAGAAUUCUUUUCUCUGAAAGUUUGAAAAGGUUCUCGUUGUUGCCCAAUCUGAACUCUCCACAUCCGGUGACUGUGGUCUGACCCUACUUAAGUGGAAAAUUCUCAGGGCUUUCUCCUGACGUGGAAAGUAGUUUGGAUUUGAUAAAAUAAAGCUUCAGAACUUAGCCCAAGUAUUUGUCAUUCCAGUGAUUGUGUAUUGUGACGGAAACAAGCUUUUGAAGUUGAAACAAAACUCUUUUGAUUUUUAUGACAUCAGACUUCAGAGCAGCAACAGAAACAGAGCUUUUCUUCAAGAGAUUCUUCAAGGGAAAUUGGAAGAUGUUGGCCGUUCAUACAGUACAGGCCACUCAGGUUGAGAGUCGGCUACCUGCCACCCGAAACCGUCGCUCCCUCCUACAGACUCCAAAAGCCAUCUCCAGCAAACUCAAGUCACCAGAGCUCAAACCUCUCAAUGUAUCACCCACUUCGGCUGGUUCCGGUAUCCCCCAGAAGUCCAGCGUCCUGCAAAGCAAGCAUCUCUUGAUCGGUCAACGGGUCUGGACAGCUGACGGACGCGUCGGGACGUUACAGUUCAAGGGCAAGACUCAUUUCUCCCAGGGUUGCCUGUGUGGAAUCCAAUUGGAUGAACCCGUUGGGAAGAAUGACGGAAGUGUGGAUGGAAUCCAGUACUUCAAGUGCAGCCCCAACCAUGGGAUAUUCAUCCACGCCUUUAAGGUACAGGCUGUGAACUCAGCCGGUGAGGUCAAACCGUUAGAGCUGGCGCCCAACACGAGUGGCAAGAUUGCACUUCAAUCACAGCAGGGAACCGGGAAGGACACCAAAGCAUCCAGUAAGAUACCAUCUCUGGGAGUCAGCGGGAGAAUUGCCAGACCAAAAUCGUUACUCGUGAGCGAGGAAAAAACAACUUGUAAGGUGACCGUUGGUAGACGGAGCCUGCCCAAGCGGACCGAAGUGACCAGAAUUGAGUGUAUUUCUUCUUCUGAGAAGGCAUCAAACGGCAGCAAACUGUUUCAGAAAAAGAGAAUCAGCCCUGCGGACUCUGGCAUCACUGUCCCGGGCUGGACCCAUGAUAGAUCACCUCCAACAAGUAGACUGUCCUCCAUACCUUCAAAAUCCCCCUCUGUGAGUUGCCAUGAUGCAACUUUCACAUUAAGUCGUGAUCAAAGCCCUGCCUGCCGCCCUCAGCCAACAGAUAGAAGCCCCCCAUCAAGGAAAAGAACCCCUGAGCAACCUAGUCCUAGAACCAGAAAGUCAUCUAACGGGAGCCUCAAAAAGGGACUGUCCUCAAGACCAAGUCUCAAUGACUUGACACAGCUAUUGCAAGAUGGUUCCCAAGCUGAAAGUGACAAAUCAAAAUUGAGAAAGCCAAGCAGCGCUCGACCCAAGACCACCCUCAACGAAACUUUUGAAGUUGGGAUAGGAACACAUAGAAUAUCCCCGAUAACAGGGGAGAAGAAAUAUCGAAGGGGCUCCGCUUCCACUGCCACUGCCACUAAAGACCUGAAUACUACCUUUGACAUUGGAAAUAAAGAUUCCCCGUUGUAUUGGGAACCUCGUGAUAAGGUCACAUCCACUCCAUUGUCGUCAAAUGAAAACAACUACUUCUGGGAACCAGAGGGGGAAACACAAUCUGACGUCAAAGCGACAUACGUGCCCUUAGACGCAGAGGAGGAGGAUAUUGAGUACAAUGAAUUCUGGGCUGUUCCAUCAUCCCUCGACACCCCCACAGGCAGAUUAAGAUUUGAUCUCCUGACCCCAGAAGAGUUCGAACAAGCAUUGAAAGACUGUAACAUUCCCUUGGAGAGUCCACAAAACAAAGUGCCGCCAUCCUUUGAGGAAACAUUCGCCGAGUCGCAACUCGCUGAACUACAACUCCCUGAGCAACAACUCGAGCCGCAACUCACUGACCACUGCAAACCAAAAGUCUUGGAUUCUCUGACAGUUGUUGAUGACUAUCUCUUAGUAGGCGCGGAUUUAACUUUCGAAAGUAUUCCUUCCUUUCUAGUGCCGGCCUGGAGUAUGGAUUCAGAAGCAGCACAUUUAGAGACAAAUUUGCCAGACAAGAAGGAGCCAGAAGGCGUUAGUAGUAAAUUAGAACCAACUCACGAGUUAGAUGAACCUGAGGACCCAGCAAACAGAAGUUUAGAGGCAGAGAAAUUAACUGCUGACAACAAUAGUGACAUAACAAACAACAAUACAGAGGUUGACCCAACAGUCAACAAUAAACGACCUGCUCCAACAUUAGACAGUAGAACUAGCAACAACAGUGCAAUGAAUGAGUCAGAUGACAAAUCUGUUACCAUCGUGCCCUGUGAAAAAUCUCUGUCUGCAAAAGAAAGCAGUGAAGAUUCUUACAGUCAGAAGGCUCCCAAUGUGGAAAGCAACUUACUUGGAGAGGAAGAUGAGUGCAUAUUUACUGAGGAUCUGAGCAACGAGUGGAAGAAUCUUGUACAACAGGCAGAGGAGGAUUUAGAAACGGAAGAUGUACCGCAGACAUCUAAAUUGCCGGAGGUUAAUGGAGACAUGCUGUUGAGUAGCAAUGGAUCUGCAGCGAAUGAGCCCAAAGUUGAAGCAGCUGACCAUGUUUUGUGUCAUUCAACAUCCCCAAAGCAAGAAACACACGUGAAAGUCAGCACAGGUGAGGAGAUGGUGUUUCAAAUCAACUCAAGUUCAGAGAAGGCAGAAACGGGAGUGGCUAAAGCAGUCAGCCCAGCAAUAACUCUGAACAUCCUGAACACAACAUUUGACCAAGUUACCGCUGAGAAAGAGACAAGCUUUGUAUCUGAGGGAAGCAGUGAAAGUGCCAGCACGGUCAUUGCAGAGGGAACCUCCGAAACUGACAAAGACCAGACAAAGCUAAUAGGACUGAGGGAAAGAUGUCCGUCCGCUGAGCUUGAGACCGUGACACAAUGUGAAAUGGCUGAGAUGGUAUCACCUUCAUACAACAAAAAGAAAUUUGGACCUGAGGUCUUUGAUUCAGGACCCACUACGCAGCCUGCAACGACAUCACCUACCGAACCACAAAAAGGUAAAGAAAACAGCGACUCUAAAUUACCUCGGAAGCGAAUGUCAUACCUCCAGCAACCAAAGUCCUUCAGCUCAAGCAGAGACAGUGAGUCUUCAGCCAAGAGUCACGUAGCAGCCGCUAAGCUCAAACUCGCUGCCGCCAAAUCGUCGGACUCUAAACCAGAUGCCCCGGCCCAAGAGUACAAACCCAAGAAAGGCUACACCCCUUCCUGGAAGCUAAACAGCAAAACUCCCACCGCUGCCACCAGUAAGAAUCCCAGCAACCCCACUAGUACCAUUCCAAAACAGAAGACAACGGAGACUGGGACUGGCAAAGACACCAAGGCAAGCAGCAAGCUGGUUGGCAUCAAGAGUAAAAUUGACACGGGAAGGAGAUCGGUGGACCUGACUGGUAACAAGCCCAGCUUGACCAACAAGAAGUCUACUGGACAGAACAGCACUUCAUCUUUGGAAGUUGAACCCAACAGUCUGUCAUCCUCCAACAGGAGCAUGAAAUCUGAUCUGAGUGGUGUCGCCACAAAAACCAGUAGUAGAAGCAGCUCAAUCGGAGGGAAGCCAGCCAAUAAGACGACCUCGUCGCUGCGCCACACAGACCGGGGUCGUCAGGAACGUAAGACCAGCACAUCAACGGUCAACUCGGAGACAUCACAGCGAACAGAAUCCAGAGCCUCUCUCUCCUCCAGACACAGUACCUCCACAUCAGAUGCUAAGCAUCAUGUAAAGCGCCCUCGCCCUACUCCUAGGAAGGAAACACCUCAAGUCACACCGAAACCCCAAGCAUUUAGCUUCUCCCGACCCAGUAGGCUGGCCCCGACGUCCCUGGCCAAGCCCAGGAACUUCACUGGUAAACAGGCUGACGGGAACCAGUCAAAGAAUGACUCGCAGCUCACCAACUCACUGACCAAUGGCGUGACGUCUGUAGAUGCCGCUCCGGUAAGACGUGUAGGCCCUGUCACUAGGCUGCCCAGGACCUCACUGCUACCAAGCAAGAAAACAGACAAUGCACAGCAACAAGAUACCACAAGGAGGCCCUCGUUUGGCAGAGAAGCUGAUACCACCAAGUCAGCAAAGGGUCGUUCCAGCCCGUCACCGGCCCCCUCCAUAGACCCUGAGAUUCUAGCCAAAGCCCAGGCCGACGUCAAACGACUAGAGGCGCUCUGCGAGUCCAGAACCAAAGAACUGAAUCUGAUCAAGCUGAAUCUCAGAGCUGGGCUGCAGGGAUUUGAUGCAAUGAGCAUAUUAGUGCAAUACCUCACACACAAGUUGGAUGCCUUUGACAACCCACACCUCAAGUCCAGAAUACAGGAACUUCAGCGGCAACUUGAAGAAGCCAAGACCAUCACAGGUCAAAAAGAGGAAGAGUUGGGCUGCAUCCAACAUGAGCUAGUGGACACGAGGCGAAGUAAUGAAGAGCAAGUAGCUAAGCUACAGACUGAUCACCUUGAGCAACUCCGACAGCAAGAUGAAAGAUUACAGGAACAGUACACUGAACAACUCCUCAGCACACAAAGUGAGCACAAGCAAGCAAUCAACUCACUGACAGAGGAACACCUAACUCAGAUCUCAGCGUUGACAUUCUCCCAUCACCAAGCCGUUCAGGAGAUGGAGGAGCAUCACAUAGUGGAAGUCUCUAAGAUUCAACAGCAACAUCAAGAACACAUCGAGGAGUUGAACAGACAGAUGGAGACCGACAAGAAACAACUCAUUGAUGAGGCGCAAGUCAAGCAACAAGAACUCCACGAUGAGGUUUAUAAGUGGACAUUCCAGUGUGAGAAUCACAAGGAGCGAGUCAUGCGAUUAGAGGAAGCAUUGCAGAAAGAUUCUGAUUCCAAAGUCCAGGCUGCCAUCUUGGAAAAGAGGAAGUUGGAAGCAGACGUUGAGAGCAUGAAGUCAGUGGAAGAACUCAGGACCGUUCAACUGAUGGAACUCAGACGAGAAAAUAUGGCACUCAAGAAAGAUUUGGAAAAGCUGCCGGUUAGAGACGAUGAGAUUCUCCGUCUCAAAGCCAAAGUGGAGGAUCUCAAAGCAAUGAUGGUUAAGAAACACGACUAUCAACAGCAACUUUCAUCAGACCACAUCACCCUUCGGGAGAACUACGAGCGAGAAGUGAACGAGAAGAAACGGCUGUCUAUGGAGAAGGAGCAACUCUCCUGGCGUCUGUCUCUGCACUCUGAAGGUUCCUCCCCUGUUUCCCUGUCACCAGGCCACACCUUCUUCCCUUGCACCUCCCCAUCUCGGUCCCCCACGCGCUCCCCCACGCGCUCCCCCAACCCGUCUCCGUCUGUCUUGAAGCAGAAUCUGUCCAGGUCGAGUUCUUUGGACAGUCACGAGAGCGGCGUGUUUUCACCGCAAACUGGGUAACGUAGAAUGCAGUAAAUAGCCUGGAUGUCGUCAAAAACCCACACACACCAUUCCACAGGGCAGGGUGGUAGAAUAGAUUAAUCCGUUAAGCUCCGUCUUAUGAUAUUUGCAGCCAAUCACAGACAGGAAUGUAUAGGCCAUCAGCCUCGGUCCAAAAUUUUGGCCACCGGUAUCAAAUGAGGGGAAUAAUUGUCAUAGCAAUUUUUUGCA
Molecule: messenger RNA, 6220 nt
Organism: Patiria miniata (bat star)
Lineage: Eukaryota; Metazoa; Echinodermata; Asteroidea; Valvatida; Asterinidae
Product: CAP-Gly domain-containing linker protein 1-like
Exons: 15
Coding region: 869-6010 (1713 amino acids)
Cellular component (GO): cytoplasm; nucleus
Molecular function (GO): microtubule binding
Source: RefSeq, a predicted model, not a curated record